UCUGUUGUAUUUGACAGGAGGAAGUAGCAGCGGUGGGAUACGAGGAAAAAAAAACGUUGGGAAUCUUGGAGCUCGUCUGAAGGCUUUACAUGACUGAAACACAUCUGUAAUGUAAGGCUGCUGAAUCACAAGUCGAGGAAAGAUAUGCCUUAAUGUAUUUCAUACGUGAGUAUUAUAGAUAAAUGCUUUCUUCUCCUGUUUUCUUAAGGAUAUAUCGGCUGUGUUGUUGCUACCGCCUGCUAGCCUGUGCGCGUUCACAGGUGUUGUCAUACAAAUAAAAUGAAAACGUCUAAUUUGGGGUUAUUAUUGAAUUCAGCUUGGUCUGUUUGGUUGUUUCACAUCAUUUCUCCUCUGAUGAGUUAGAGGCAGAAAUAAAGAGCUCAGAAUGUAAGAGAAUAACCUGACAGCAUCCUGAAAUUAAAGAGAAAAACCACCAACAUUAAAACCUGCAGGUCAGAGUCAGUUCACAACAGGCUAACUGAUGUUAGCAUCUCUCCUUUAUUUACCUUUAUAUGAUAAUAAUAAUAAUGUGUGAGCAGGUAAAGGUCGGAACAGACCAACGUGAAACAGAGGAUGGAGAUGAGUCUGGUCUGCUCUUUUAUUAAAGUCAUUUUAGUUUUAAAGAUCAUUUUUCAUCCUAUUUAACUUAUCCUCUGAAUGUCAUAGUCGAUAUGGUUUCAUUCGAUCGAUUAGUCGAUUAUAGAGCAUCAUUGUACCGCUAUAAAUCCUCAGGUAGGGCCAGGCGAUAUGGGAAAAAUAUUAUCACGAUAUAUUUUCUUCAUAUCAGUCGAUAUCCAUAUAUAUCAUGAUAAAAAAAUGAAAUGUAACAGUGUUUACACUGUUGGGACAUCCCAAGAAAGUCCAGUUGUCCUUUCAACAUAGAACUAGAGAUCAUAGAUGCAGUAGGUUAUUGUGUUGGAAAAGACAUGCGACCAAUAAACACUGUUACAUUUCUUUUUUUUUUUAUCCUGAUAUAUAUCGAUAUAGACUGGUAUAAAAAAUAUAUAUAUCGUAAUAAACUUUUUCUCGUAUCUCCCAGGACUAAAGACGGGUUAAGACUAUUUAGACCCAAAGAUCCUCACAGGUGCUUUUAGAGACGAUAGCUGACUGACCCGCGCCUCCACCCACGACGCAUAAUUUAACUCCUUUCUUCAUAUCCAGGGUGGAGAUUUUCUCAUUUCCUGUCUUUCCCCAAAUCUUGCAGCUGAAGCCAGCAUUACGGAGACAAAUCGUCCAAACGUCAUUCACAUGAGGCAUGCUGGAAGUAUGCAGCCCAUGUACCGAAGAGAUGCUGGAGUCUGGCAUCAAACACGGAGCCUCCUCUACAAGAACCUGCUCAUCAAAUGGAGGACCAAACAGCAGAGUCUUCAGGUAUCAGAGACAGGGAGGUUCUGUCUGAUCUGGUCUGUGUGUGUUUGACACUCGUCUUUGGUCGGUCGGUACCUUACAAACUUAGUGACUGAAGAACGAAGCUUGUGUUGUUCAGAUUUAGAUACCAGGAGAAAGAUACUGACGUUGAACUGACUUUUUAUUGAUGAUCCACUUUAAUGAAGCAACAUUAGAGGUUAUUAGAGGUCUGAGGUUAUUUCAGGGGAAAUCACACCCACACACUUUGAAGACGCCGAGUUAUGUUGUUUUUCAGGUUUGCCUGUGGCUACCUCAGAAUACCCUAACACACACACACACACACACACACACACACACACACUCUAAAUGUGAUUUUAGAGGUGAACAGGAUAAAGACCUCUUCCUCUGUCCUCUUUGGGUUCCUCCUUCGUUGGACCAUGCAUUUUUUAUCUGGCAUUAGGUUGCACUGAUGCAUUUUUAAUGCCCCUUUGUAUCAACUUGUCUGCUCAGAAGGACCUCCUGCAGCGUCUCCAGCUGCAGUUAGAAAAGUCAAGAGGACUUCCUCAGCUGUAGUGAGAACAGUUGAACUUGUUUACUUCAUACCGGAGAUUCCUCCUCUUUGUCAGCGGCUGCUUAAGCUCAGGAUGACCGCUGACUUUGGUUUCUGUAAAUUCAUCAGUGUAAUCGGAGAAAGAGAUGGAGGUUAUUUCUCCGUGUCAGUUCUACAAACAGAUGAUGGUCAGGUAAACUCAGUCUUUCUCGGUCAAAUGUCUCGACCAAAAGCCCUGAAACAUCUCCAGGUCUAAAUCUGAACCUAGAAAGCUCUGGAUCAGCUCUAAACACGCUGCCGGCUCACGAUUUAUAGUUUUAAUUCAGUGUGUCGCUCAAGGUCAUGUUGGAGCAUGCUGUUUAUGGAUCAGAGGAGAGAAGGAGCGGCUCCUGUCAUGAAGCUGGUGGAGGUGCAGACUGAAGAACCAUCACAGAGGAAUCAGGGGUUUCACAGUUUAAAGGUGGAGUAGUCAGUGUAAUCCUGCCUACUCCACCUUUAAGAGCAAAGUCCUCUUUACUGUGUGAGUCAUGGUCUCACCUCUUUGGAUGGAGGGCAGAUCCAACCAGAGGAAGAUGUGGAGACAAACCGAGAACAUGAUUACAGAACUAUCUGGUCUGUUACAGAGGGAUCUGGUCUUCUGGAGGCGAGGAGAACGUCUCGUGUGUUUAGACACGAGAAGCUCAAAGACGUCUUUAACCAGCUGCUCCUUCUCCAUGUCUGUCUCUGCAGGAGCUGAUCCUCCCUCUCCUGCUGCUGGGUCUCCUCAUCCUCAUCAGCACCCUGAACCCUCAUGUGUAUUAUGGAGGCAUCAGCACCGUGGAGCUGGACCGGGAGGACUACUUCUUUAAGGGCCUGGGCUACACACCAAUCACAAACGUCACCAACCACAUCAUGGAGGAGGUGGCCCAGGAGAUGCGUAAGAACAGAAGAUUUUCAUUCUUGACAGUUUCUCAGUGUGAGAGAUCGCUGCGCUGUAACAGAGCUCUCUUCAUGUGUCUCAUCAUCAGACAUGCAGGAUCGUCUGGAGAUGUUCGCCAGUGAGGAGGACCUGGAGAACGCCAGCCUGUAUGAACCCUCCAGCUACGUCGGUGUGGUGUUCACGGACAACUCAGCUCUGUCCUACAGACUCAGAUUUCCAUAUAACCAGCUCCCUCUACCCAGCGACUACACAGAGUCCAUCGGUGAGGACAGAGCGGGUCUCUUUGGUUUAUUCUGAAUCUUAUUAUUUCGUUUUAUAAAUUUGAGCACUGCUGUAAGGGACCGUCUUUAAACGUAUUUUUACUGUCUAUCACCUGAGCAGGUCAGGUGAGAGUUUUAGGGACGUUCACCUACAGCCUUGAAUUUGCUCCUGGAUGAUUUUAAUGUGAGAGAGUCAGUCUCUCCAGAUUUUAGUUUAUCUUUUUAAUGAGAGGUGUUAGAGGAGAAUCAGACUUGGUCAAGAUACUUAGAUUUUUAAAGGUUUGUUUUUACUGAAACAAACCUUUUAAAAAGGUUAAAUCGGCUCUUUACUACGACGGAGUGUUAGGGCCAUGUUAAGAAAAAAAAUUAAGACUUUGAGAUUAAAGUCAUUAACUUAUGAGAAUAAAGUCGUAAUAAAGUCCUUCUAUUCUAACCUGCUGUCUAAGAUGACAGUUGUUGAAAUUAGAGCCGUGGAGCAUUUGGUGAAAAUAUACUUCAGUAUAUUUUUCUCAGUCGAGGAGAUACUUCAUCUUUAGUCACAUCAGCACCACAUUAUCAACAGUAUAGUCGUAUUAGUAGUUGAUUAUGACUGUAUUCUCAUAAGUAAUGACUCAUUCUCGUAAAUUAAUGACUUUAAUCUCAAAGUCUUAAUUAUUUUUUCUUAAUGUGGCCCUGAUACUCCGUCGUACUUUAGAAAGAGAACUGAUUGUUUCAUCUAAAUGUCCCAGUGUAAAGUUAUAUUUAGAAUAAAAGUGGACCCAGCACAGAUCCCUGAGGUCCUCCACAGGACAGAGAGGCUGUCUCAGAUAUAGAAGGUCUGAAACACUCAGGUGAACUCACACCUGAUGAAACUGAAGAAAAGAGACGCUCCAGCAGAGAGUGGGUACGUCUUAUUUUAACCUCUCAGUGAGAUGAAGUUACCUCCAGGUUUACUGAAGUCUCAUCUCAACCCUGACGCCUUCGUUAAACGACUGAUCGAUUCACUCAGUUAGUUGGUUUUAUUAUUGAGGAAAAGGAAAGUUUAAUAAGUCACUUUAUUGUAGAUCAUUUAUAGAGAUGAUGAUGAACACAGUCAAGAUAAGAUAUAAACUCUCUGUUUGUCCUCCUACAGCGAACUGUUUCAGCAGCUCAGUGAACUGCAGAGCAGCUAAUUACUGGUACUCCGGCUUCAUCCGCCUCCAGUCUCUAAUCGACGCCGCCAUCAUUCAGGUAGGAGACGCUGCAGACUCAGCGCAGUCCUUCAGGUUCAGGGUUUUUCACCGCCUGUCGUUGUGGUUUUGUUCAGAUGCAGACGAAGCGCUCGGUCCGGAAUGAGAUGAACCUGAAGGUGGUGAUGAUGGGUCAGCCCGGCUCUGUGGAGGUGCAGAAGUUCCCUCACGCCCUCAUCUCCAUCUACCUGGUCCUGGCCUUCACGCCCUUCGUCACCUUCCUCAUCGUCAAUGUUUCAGCGGAGAAGGAGCACCGCCUCAAAGACACCAUGACCAUGAUGGGGCUGUACGACACCGCCUUCUGGUGAGGCUCCGUCAGGAUCUGCUGCUGCAUGUUUGAGUGAAAUCAGCUGAUCUCCACUAACAGGUGUUCGUCUUCUUCAACAGGCUGUCAUGGGGUCUCCUGUACGCCGCUCUGGUGACCACCAUGUCCUUCCUGAUGGCCAUCAUCGCCACGUACACAGCUCUGUUUCCUAACAGCGACUUCUUCGUGGUCUUCUUCCUCAUCUUCCUCUACGGGAUAUCCUCGGUGAGUGAAGCUCUGAGAUCACUGAAGAGUAGGAGAGCUGCUUUGACACCGUCUUUAUCUGUCUGUGGUGAAGAAACCAAUCCAGGUUUAUUUAUAAAAUACAUUUAAAAACAACAAAACGCUGACCAAAAUUUUAAGAUCAAUCCUAAAACGCACAGGAAGUCAGUGAAGAGAGGCUAGAAUAGAGGAAAUGUGGUCAUAUUUACGGCGACCAGAUAAAACAGGAGCUGCUGCAGCGUUUUGAAGGAGCUGUAAACGAUGAAGAGAGGUUUGGAUGACACCAAAAUAAAGUGCAUUACAAUAAUAAAGACGAGUCGUGAGAAAAGCAUGAAUAACCUCCUUAAAAUCACUGACAGAUAAAAAAGACUUGAUGAUAAAAACUGACUUUUUCGACUGCAUUUAUAUGUAGAUCCAUUUUGAAAUCUCUGUCCGUUAUAACUACCUCCACUAAAGACGGUCUUCUGAUUUUGAUCACCGCACACAUCCUCUAAUUUAGCAGAAAAUAAUCUCUGUGUUUAUUUACCGAGGUCAAGAGUGUCAUUCAAUGGUCAGGUAACGAUGAGAGCACUCUGUGCUACAUGAAAAACUGAGAACUGAAGAUGGUGUGUUACCUUUGUAUUUAUGGGUGUAGAUUUAAUCGUUUUAUUGUCCCUUUUUAAUUAUUUUAUUGUCCCUUUUUUAAUUAUUUUAUUGUCCCUUUUUAAUUGUUUUAUUGUCCCUUUUUAAUUAUUUUAUUGUCCCUUUUUAAUCGUUUUAUUGUCCCUUUUUUAAUUAUUUUAUUGUCCCUUUUUUAAUUAUUUUAUUGUCCCUUUUUAAUCGUUUUAUUGUCCCUUUUUAAUUAUUUUAUUGUCCCUUUUUUAAUUAUUUUAUUGUCCCUUUUUAAUUGUUUUAUUGUCCCUUUUUUAAUUAUUUUAUUUUCCCUUUUUUAAUUAUUUUAUUGUCCCUUUUUUAAUUAUUUUAUUUUCCCUUUUUUAAUUAUUUUUUUGUCCCUUUUUUAACGUUUUUUUGUCCCUUCUUUAAUUGUUUUAUUGUCCCUUUUUUAAUUGUUUUAUUGUCCCUUUUUUAAUUGUUUUAUUGUCCCUUUUUUAACGCACAGACUGUAAAGUCACUUUUUAAUUUCGUCGUUCUUGUCACAAUGACAGUAAAAUUCUAAUCUGCUGUAUUUCUAAUGUGUUGGAAAUGUUGGAAAAGGAAACACGAUCUCUAAAUUUGGAGAGGGAUUUCUGCCAAACCUGUGAGAACUCAAAACCAAGAGAGGAGAGCUGGUUAGGAUCUCAUGUAGACACCGUCUCUCUCUCUCUCUGUUCCUCCACAGAUCUUCUUCUCCUUCAUGCUCACUCCCAUCUUUAAGAAGCCCAAGUUUGCCAGCACCGUGGGCUCCAUGCUGACUGUGGUGUUCGGCUGCCUGUCCCUCUUCACGGUGCUGAUGAAGGACUUUCCACAGCCGCUGGUCUGGCUCCUGUGUCUGCUGUCCCCCAGCGCCUUCUCCAUCGGGAUUGCACAGGUGAUGAACACGCCAACACUCCUCCUCCUCCUCCUCCUCCGUCUUCGUCCUUCUUCUCCUCCAUCUUCAUCCUCCUCCUCCUCCGUCCUCCUCCUUGCUCUCUCCCCCUCGUAUCCGUCUGACCUCUCAGUAUUUGUGUUUCUGGGUCAGGUGGUCUAUCUGGAGGCCCAGGGAGAUGGUGCUGUCUUCUCCUCCUUGGCCAACGGUCCUCAUCCUCUUUACGUGCCCCUGCUCAUGCUGGUUCUAGACUGCGUCCUCUACCUCCUGCUGGCUCUGUACCUGGACCAGGUCCUCCCUGGUAAGUCCUGAAUCUGACUCUUAACUAAAUAACCCUCAGUGUUGAAUAUCAGUCCUCAUCCACUGUCUCCACCUUUUCUCCUUGAAUACAGGUGAGUUUGGUAUGAGGAGGUCCUUGGUGUACUUCCUGAAGCCGUCCUAUUGGUCCAAACGCAGAAAGCGUUACGUGGAAGUCAGCUCCGUGUACGACGCCGAGGUUAAAGGUGCUGCGGGCGGGGAGGAGUGUAUCGAGCCUGUUUCACCUGAGUUCAGAGGGAAAGAAGCCAUCCGGUAAAAGUCCAAACUCUCAUCUGAACGUCAGCUGUUCUGUGUGUAAAAGCAGUCAGAUAGAAAUCCUUAAUUUUAUGAAAAUCCUGCUCUGUGAAGUCAAAGAUGUAACCCUGUUUUAUUCAGACUGAAUUCUGAGGAAAAAGGCUGUUUGAGUUUCUAAUCUCAGGCUCAGAUGGUUCAGACCUGCAGCCUGGACCGGGUUCUUGGUCCACAGCCAGCUCUCCUCUCUGCUCCAUAUGUCCUCACUGCUGUCAGGAGCUUCUGGGACGGGCGCCCUGAAACCUGAGCUCUGACUCUGUGCCUGUGUUUACGUGUGUCUCCUCCUCCUCCUCUCUGUUUUAAUCAAACUUCACCUCCUCUUCUUCUUCUUCUUCUUCUUCUUCUUCUUCUUCUUCUUCUUCUUCUUCUUCUUCUUCUUCUUCUUCUUCUUCUUCUGCAGCAUCAGUAACAUCCAUAAAGUCUACACAGAGAAGGACAACACGGUGGAGGCUCUGAGAGGUGAGUCACACCUGAGAUGAAGCUCUGAUCACAGCUCUGAUGGAGAACACGCUCAGGUUAACCCAGACCGCUCUGACUCCUCCAGGUUUGACCUUUGACAUCUACGAGGGCCAGAUCACCGCUCUGCUGGGGCACAGCGGGGCCGGGAAGUCCACCCUCAUGAACAUCCUGUGCGGCAUCUGUCCCCCCACCACCGGCUCGGCCACCAUCUACGGCUCCCCCGUGGCCGAGAUCGCCGAGACGUCGGAGAUGAAGCAGCUGGUGGGGAUCUGCCCGCAGUUCAACAUCAUCUUCGACGUGCUCACCGUGGAGGAGCACCUGAGGAUAUUCGCCGCCAUCAAAGGGAUCCCGCCAGCCGACAUCGACGCUGAGGUAGUCUGACCGUCUGAAAGAUACCUGCUCUGAAAUCUUUGGUUGUUUUUCCUCAUUGAGGAUUCAUUUUUAACAAGUUCAGUGUGUUUGUAAAAUCAGAGUCCAGUCUGUGUCGAUACUGAGUGUCGGGAUUUAACAGGAAAUUCAACUAAAAAGAGCGUCUGUUAACGAACGACAAAAAUAACCCUCUGAACAACAUUUUACUCACAAUUAAGACACUAAGUUCAGGCUGCAGUGAUGACUCAUCGCUGAAUUUGAUUAAGAAAUAUUGAUUGCUGAUUAAUUAAGUGGAUUAAAAACAUUGUAGAAUAGAAUAUAGAAUAGAAUAUUCCUUUAUUGAUCCCCCAUGGGGGAAAUUUUUUUGUCACAGCAGCAUCACAGACAAGACAAAAAGUGCAAAAAUGCAGUUAUAACAAUAAGGGUCCUAAUAUUAAGAACUUAAAUAAAUGUAAUAAUUAAAAAAAAAAUUAGAAAAGGGAGAAGAAAAAAUAAAGCUUUCUACAAUAUACACAAUUUAAAUGCCAUAAAAAAAGUGGUGGUGUAAAUCCAGUUUUGUUACUGUUCAUUGUAAAGUCUUAUUGCAGAGGGGAGGAGUGAUCUGCGGUAGCGCUCCGUCCUGCAAAUUGUGUAGGUUUGUUUUCUCUGUGAGCCUGAUGGAACCAAGAGGGAAAAAAAAGGUACUGAGAGCAGGAUUGUGUCCUCAAACAUGAGAGGUCUCGGAGCGUUUCGUCCUCGAUGUUUGAAGGAAAACGUCGACAGAAUAUUUUGUUUAUCACUGGAGCACAUCAACGGUUCACGAGUGUUUGAGGAGAAGAGCCAAAAAACAGCUUAAUAAUUCAAUGAGGAUUUAAUUCUAAAGGUCUGUCAGUUUAUUGUCUUGUGUGAACGUUUAUCCACCCACCACCCUUUUUAAAGUGCGAUUUUCUCUCCAUCAUUUACGUUUCCCUACAAACUCUUUGUCUCUUUCUUUUUAUAACAUGUUUUUCCUUAAAUUCUCGCCACGUUACCAUAGAAACCACACGUCCAAACUGACCCUCCGACCUGCGUGAACACCGGCAGGACAAAAAUCAGAGUUCAGUUUCUGUUUGUCCAGUUUUGUGUCUUUAAAACUGUCAUAAUAAUAGUUGAUAAAUCCUCGUCUGUUGUUUCCUGAUUCUCCUUCUCUAUCGCUUCAUUCAUGAAAUUAUUUUGUCGUUUAAAGUUGAUCUUCCUCCUUUUUUAUAGUUGAUGUUUAAUCCUGAGCUGUUCUCUGUCAGGUUACCAAAGUGCUGAAAGAUCUGGACCUGGAGAAGAUCAUGACGGCCCAGGCCAAGAACCUGAGCGGAGGCCAGAAGAGGAAGCUCUCGGUGGGCAUCGCCAUCCUCGGAGACCCAAAGGUAUCUGCAGACGAACACGAACAAAGAUCUGAUGUAGUUCAGAGACAGCAUCAAGGUUCUGGACCGUGUUUGUUCCUCUCAGAUCCUGCUCUUGGAUGAACCCACCGCAGGUAUGGACCCCUGCUCCAGACACCAGGUCUGGUCUUUGCUGAAGAGUCGCAGAGCCGGGAGAGUCACAGUCCUCAGUACGCACUACAUGGACGAGGCCGACAUCCUCGCAGGUAAAGACCCCGACGUCAGGAGAUCCAGAACCUGUCAGCAGGUGAUCUGGACUUUUUAAGGUCUAGAUUCAGGUUUUAACCGAGUAAGAGAACAACAAGUUUGUGUUUCAACAUUUGAGAUUCAGAGGCUUUUAUUUUGAAGACCCUGAUCCUCCGUCGUUAUAGAGGGUGAAGAUGGUUGUUGGAGAUAAUCUCUCAAACUGAUUUUCCCUCCAGAUCGUAAAGCCGUGAUUUCUCAGGGUCAGCUGAAGUGUGUGGGCUCCUCACUGUUCCUCAAAGUCAAGUGUGGUGUUGGUUAUCAUCUCAGGUCAGUAAACUCACUUCUGCUCACGGCUCGGCUCCUGAGGUUCCUGCAGAGGUCAUGGUUUCUUCAUGUCCUGGACCUGGACUUUGUUUCUCUUCCUCACAGGAUGUCCAUCAACGAGAGCUGUGACGCGGAGAAGAUCACGGCGCUGGUGAAGCACCACGUCCCUAAAGCGAAGCUGUCCCGACAACACGAGGCAGAGCUGACGUUCACGCUGCCUUUUGAGAGCAUGGACACGUUCGCAGGUCAGAUCAUCUGAACAGACAGGAAGUUUAAGUUUGAGUUUCAUGUGAAAGUUUUAGAUUUACCGUCUCUUAUCUCAUGUUCUGAUGAGUUUAUCCUCCACAGGCUUGUUCUCUGAGCUCGACUGUCAACCCAAUCUGGGAAUAAUCAACUACGGGGUUUCCAUGACAACACUGGAGGAUGUUUUCCUGCGUUUGGAGGCAGAGGCCGAGGUCGACCAGGCUGGUAAGUCUGACGGACGUAUCAAUAAAGAUCAUUUCUGAUAAAAUAGAGUGACUGUACGCCUGUUCGCCUGUUUCCUGUCCUCAGACUACAGCGUGUUUAACCGGGAGCAGGUGGAGGUCGAAUAUGACAACACGUCUCUGGAUGAAACGGACCAGCGGCUGCUGACCUUCUCAGACAGCACAUCGGAUGUUGUGACAGGUCACGCUCUGUGGCGGCAGCAGUUCAGCACCGUGGCCUGGCUGCACAUGCUCAACAUGCACAGAGAGAGGAAAGCCUUCAUUUACACGUGAGCGCCGUCAGAUAACCUCAAACCUCAAUACUCGAGCGUUUUCCCCGUACGUCACUCCUCUCUGUCCUCAACAUCCCUCUCUUUCAGUCUGGCCCUGUUCCUGGUCUUCGUCGCCGCCGUGCUCGUACUUUCUCUGGUCACAGGAAACAUCCAGAUCAACUCCCCGGACCGUCAGUUUCUUCCCAUCUACCUCCUCAAGAAGAAUGAGGCGCCCAGAAGAUACGCCACCAGCCUUCUGGUCCAGAACUCCUCAGGUCAGUGUUUCAUGGAUUUAUAUUUACCCCUAAACUGAAGAACCGGACCACAGUGACCCGGGUCACCAGCAGGAGCUGCACAUGUUCUAAUAGGAUCCUGUCAGCAGUAAAUCCAGAUCAAUGAGAACAGGCUGGAGGUGAAACACUAACCCAGCUCAGUGAAGUUGAUGAUGAUGAUUGAUGAUGAUGAGGAGGAGGAUGAGGAUGAUGAGGAUGAUGAUGACGAGGAUGAUGAUGAUGAUGAUGAUGAUGAGGAUGAUGAUGAUGAGGGUGAUGAUGAUGAUGAUGAGGAUGAUGAUGACGAGGAUGAUGAUGAUGAUGAGGAUAAUGAGGAUAAUAAUGAUGAUGAUGAUGAGGAUGAUGAUGAUGAUGAGGAUGAUGAUGAUGAUGAUGAUGAUGAGGAUGAUGAUGAGGAUGAUGAUGAGGAUGAUGAUGACGAGGAUGAUGAUGAUGAGGAUAAUGAGGAUAAAAAUGAUGAUGAUGAUGAGGAGGAUGAUGAGGAUGAUGAUGAUGAUGAUGAGGAUGAUGAUGAUGAUGAUGAGGAUGAUGAUGAGGAUGAUGAUGACGAGGAUGAUGAUGAUGAGGAUAAUGAGGAUAAUAAUGAUGAUGAGGAUGAUGAUGAUGAUGAUGAUGAUGAUGAUGAGGAUGAUGAUGAGGAUGAUGAGGAUGAUGAUGAGGAUGAUGAGGAUAAUGAUGAUGAGGAUGUUGAUGAUGAUGAUAAUGAGGAUAAUGAUGAUGAUGAUGAUGAUGAUGAUGAUGAUGAUGAUGAUGAUGAUGAUGAUGAUGAUGAUGAUGAUGAUGAUGAUGAUGAUGAUGAUGAUGUUGAUGAUGAUGAUGAUGAUGAUGACGAGGAUGAUGAUGAUGAGGAUGAUGAGGAUAAUGAUGAUGAGGAUGUUGAUGAUGAUGAUGAGGAUAAUAAGAAUGAUGAUGAUGAUGAAGAUGAUGAUAAUGAUGAUGAUAAUGAUAACGAUGAGGAUGAAACCCUAUCCCAGCUUAGUGAUGAUGAGAUUGGGGAUGAAGUUAGGAAUGAUGAGAAUAAUGAUGAUGAUGAGGAUGAUAAUGAUGAUAAAAUCCUAUUCCAGUUCAUUGAUGAGGAUAAUGAUGAUGAUGAUGAUGAUGAUGAUGAUGAGGAUAAUAAUGAUGAUGAUGAUGAUGUUGAUGAUGAUGAUGAUGAGAACAAUGAUGAUGAUGAUAACGUUGAGGAUCCUCUCAGUUCUGCUUUCCUCUCUCUGUACCCUCUUCUUCAGCCUGACUCUUCACAUGAACCCGUGUCUCCGCCGUGUUUCUCUCUCUCCUCCCAACAGGUUCUGAUAUUUCUGAUUUCAUCCACAACCUGGAGUCUCAGAACCUCAAAGUGGAGAUGAUGAGACACAGCGACUACAUGUCAGCAGCUCCCCACAGCAGCGCCAUCAACGUGACAGGAUCCACUAAGGUCAGAGCGGCGCUGUGAUUUUCCACAUUUCUGUAUCUGAUCGAAUGUUUCAUUAAACUGGAGAGUUUAAUCAUCAGCAGCAGGUGUGGGCUCACCUCCACCUCCAGAUAAUGUGCUUCAAGUAGUCCAUGUGAAGAGCUCUCAGCAGCAGAGUCCUCCAGCUGAGAGGUUUUUACCUGAAGUGGACCCUGUUAACCCUCUCUGUGCCUGUUCACAGGGUUUCAGAUACAGCGUGGCGUUCAACAGCACCACGGUCCACUCCUUACCCAUGGCCGUCAACAUCCUGAGCAACACUCUCCUCCGAGGUCUGAACGGAACCGGACAGAUCCGGACCUGGACCAAACCGUUUGAUUAUGUGAGCGUCUGACAGAAGGAGGAGUUUGAUAACGCCGAUCGUUGUGAUUGAUCUGGAUAUUAAAGGUUUCUAAUCUCCCUGCAGCAAAUCCCCGACGCCACCUCCUACGCUCUGGUCUACAUCGAGGCCAUCAUACUGGGAAUGCUGGCUGCUGGGAUGCCUGCGUACUUCGCAAUGGACCACACCCGGGACCGAGAGGUGAGUCUUGAGUUUCCACCACAGGGACACUGAUCUUGAUUUUUUAUCGUCUCAUAUUUUGUUUCCGUCUCGUCAGAUCAAGUGUCGCUCCACGCUCCGGAUCUCCGGUCUGGUACCGUCAGCUUACUGGUGUGGACAGGCGGCGGUGGACAUCCCCUUCUUCUACCUCAUCCUCUCCACCAUGAACAUCAUCCUCUUCUCCUUCCACACGGGGAACCUGCUGACCUCCAGUAACCUCACGGCGGUGGUUCGUACUGUCGUUUAAACAUUUAUCGCCAUAUUUCACGGGCAGGACUGAGCCGUACAGAUACUUUCAUAUUUGCAUCAGAAGUCGGCGGUUUAGGCUCCUCAGGAGGAGCAGGAAGUCUGAGCUGGAAGGAGGCGUGGAUGAAUAUCCCUUGACUCCUCCCCUGUCUUCCUUCAGGUCCUCUGCACAGUAGGCUUCUGUCCAUCCGUGAUCCUCUUCACGUACGUGUUUUCUUUCGGCUUCGCUCGAGUCCAGAGUAACAGGGACUUCUUCUCCGUCAUCUCCAUGAUGGUGAGAUCAUUUAGAGAAACACUUUUGACCUCAGAUCAACACACUCUGACUGUGGUACCUUCAGGUGUGUGUGUGUGUGUGGUCUCUGACUGUGGUACCUUCAGGUGUGUGUGUGUGGUCUCUGACUGUGGUACCUUCAGGUGUGUGUGUGUGGUCUCUGACUGUUGUACCUUCUCCCUCAGGUGUGCGUGGUCUCAGCCUCUCUGGUUCAGUCGUUCGUCCACGACAGCCCUGGACUCUCCAGGAACCUCCACAACAUCUUGUGUUUCUUCAACCCUCUCUACCCUCUCAUGGGCUGCCUCAACUGCAUCACCAAGGUAGGACCAACAGUCAUUUCUCUGUUUUUAGCUCUGCUCACUGAGAGGAAACACCUCUCUGAUGUUGUGGUUCUUCUCCUCCUUCCUCUCCAGGCGACCUUCCUCCCCUCCGUCUAUGAAGAAAACUCUCUGUGGAAGAAUCUUCUCAUCGCUGUCGUUGCUGUAAGUUCUUCUCAAACAUCUAAACUCUCAGAGGUGGCUCCUCUCUCUGCCGUGAUACUGAAGGUUCCUGUCUGUCUGUGUCUUCAGCCCUACCUUCAGUGCAUCCUGCUGCUGUUCCUCCUGCGGUGGCUGGAGAUCCGGUACGGAGGGAAGACCAUGACCAACGAUCAGUUCUGCAGGUGAGGAACGCUUCAGCUUCAUUUUUGACGAUAUUUUCCACUUAAAAGACAAAUAAUGAGUCUUUUAUAUUUCAAGAUUUGUCGUCAGUUUUCAUCAAAAGUUCGUUUUCAUGAUUUUGAUAUCAUCUCUACAGGAUCUCCUCAAAGUCGAAGCACAAAGUGGAGAGGAAUCCAGAAGACGGGCUGGACGAGGAUGAGGAUGUUCAGAUGGAGAAGGCCAGAGUGAAGGAGGCCCUGACCUGCCAGUCCUGUGAGGAGGUACGUGAAGAAACCUGGAGGACUUUCUUCUACCCCACAGUGAGGAGCUGCUGAACCAGAUCUGGAAGUUCUCCACCUUUAGAGGAGACGUCAUAAAAUCUGACUCAGUUUGAUGGACAUGAAACAGAUUUUUCUUCAUCAGUAACUAAAAUAACUUUGGGGUGAGGCAUCUAAAGAGGUUUUUAAAGACCUCUUUUCUUACAGAAGACCGAGGAUCAUUAAGACAGGAACAGUCAGCUGUUUGUCUCCUGAUCAGUUUGGAUCUUUGAACUUUUGGAGAUUUCGAUCAUGAGUCCUGGCUGGCUCGCCACAUAUGUUGUAGAAAAUGAACAUCUUCUCAGAUCUCCUCCUGACUCCUGUGAAUGUUUCACUGAGUUUAUUUUCAUUUUCUACAACAUCAUACAGAGUUUUUGGACUCUACACAAACACCGCUGACCCUGAUGUUUCUUUAAAGUUCUGGUUCUGAUCGUCUCUCUCCGUCUCUCUUUAGAAACCCGUGGUGGUGGUGAGUAACCUGAGGAAGCAGCACAAAGGCAGACGAGAAGGUUUCUCCCUGAACAAGACCAGGAAGGUGGCCACCAAGAACAUCUCCUUCUGCGUCCGUAAAGGUCUGUGUGAUCCUCCAGAGUCUGAUUCGGCGGGUCCAGGUCCAGGUCCAGGUCCGGUUUUCUCAUGAUAGACUAACUUGAUUAUUUCUGUCUCUUCAGGGGAAGUUCUGGGACUGUUGGGUCCAAACGGAGCAGGAAAGACCACCGUCAUGCACAUGCUGUCAGGGGACACAGACCCCACAGCAGGACAGGUACUGAUCCAGCUGAAGCUCCUCUCCUGAGUUAGAGAGAGAUCUUCAGGAACUGGAUCUGAAAAAACUGAUGGUCUGUCUGUCCUGGUUCAGGUUCUGAUGGGGGACUACAGCACCGAGUUUCGGCCCGUGGACAGUCCUCUGGAUCACGUGGGCUACUGUCCUCAGGUGAACCCUCUGUGGCCCAGGAUCACUCUGCAGGAGCACCUGGAGAUCUACGCCGCCAUCAAGGGCCUGAGAGGACAGGACAUCCCCGGGAUCAUCAAACGGUGAGUCUGACCUUCAGAGGAGGAGGAGGAGAACCUUCAGAGGAGGAGGAGUUUUGAGGAGGAGGAGUUUUGAGGAGGAGAACCCUUUAGGAGGUCAUUUUAGAUGAUGACUAAGAGGAACCUGUUUCUGUCCUCAGGGUGGUCAACGCUCUGGAGCUCAAGGACCAUCUCCACAAACAAGCCAAGACCCUGUCAGCAGGACUGAAGAGGAAGGUGAGCUGAUGGUGUCAGACCUCAGGAGUCCGUCCAGAAGGUCCAGAAGGUCCGGUCUGGUUUUCACAAACUCUUCUUCUUCUUCUUCUUCUUCUUGUUUUUAUCGUUCAGCUGUGUUUCGCUCUGAGUAUGAUCGGGAAUCCUCAGAUCGUUCUUCUGGACGAACCAUCUUCAGGGAUGGACCCAAAGUCCAAACAACGCAUGUGGUGAGACUCUGAUGAAGGGGGGGCGGGGUCUGCUGUUAGACCUGCUGCUGUGUUUACGAUGAGUCAGCUGUCAGGAGGAGAUGAAGGUCCAUCUAUAUCUAUCUAUCUAUCCAUCUCUAUUAUCGAUUAUCUUUGUUUUAAAGUGAUGAAGUUUUCUGUUUUUGUUUGGAGGCGGGGCCUUCGAACCCGGACUACAGCCUCUCUGUACGGGGGGGCGGGGCCACACCGGGGCCCCUGGUUAUCCUCAGUUUGACGUUUUCUGUCGAGUGUUUUUAGUGAAAUAAAGUUUUUAAGUGGAGGACUUCCUCUUAAAACCUGACCCCCCUCUGACCCCUGUCUCUGUCCACACAGGAGGGCCCUCAGAGCGGCCUUUAAGAACCGCCAGAGAGGCGCCAUCCUCACCACGCACUACAUGGAGGAGGCGGAGGCCGUCUGUGACCGCGUCGCCAUCAUGGUGUCCGGUCAGCUGAGGUUGGUAUCCGCGUUAUUAAAGCAUCAGAGUGACCUCAGAGUGACCUCAGAGCGACCUCAGAGUGACCCCAGAGUGACCUCAGAGCGACCUCAGAGCGACCUCAGAGUGACCUCAGAGCGACCUGAUUGGUCCGUGUCCUCCCUCAGGUGUAUCGGCUCCAUCCAGCAUCUCAAAGGGAAGUACGGUCAGGGUUACAGCCUGGAGGUCAAACUGCGAGAGGAGCUGACGGGACUCCAGCAGGUGGCGCUCUUACACAAAGAAAUCCUGCGGAUCUUUCCUCACGCCGCCCGACAGGAGAGGUGAGAUCCAGAUCUGAGGUUUGAUGAACGACGGUUUGACCCUGAUGUGACCUCUGACCUCUGACGCUCUCUCCGCAGCUUCGCCACUCUGAUGGUUUAUAAGAUCCCCAUGGAGGACGUCCAAUCACUGUCCAGGGCUUUUUCUCAGUUAGAGAGCGGUGAGACCCUGCAGGACACACACACACACACACACACAUAAACACACACACACACACGCACAUAAACACACACACAUAAACACACACACACACACACACACACACACACACAUAAACACACACACACACACACGCACACCUAAACACACACACACACACGUGUUAAUUUUUAAUGUCUCUCUCUCUCUCUCUCUCUCACUCUCUCUCUCUCUCUUCUCUCUCUCUCUCUCUCUUCUCUCUUUCUCUCUCUCUCUCCCUCUCUCUCUUCUCUCUCUUUCUCCCUCUCUCUCUCUCUCUCUCCCUCUCUCUCUCACUCUCUCUCUCUCUCUCUCUCUCUCUCUUCUCUCUUUCUCUCUCUCUCUCCCUCUCUCUCUUCUCUCUCUUUCUCCCUCUCUCUCCCUCUCUCUCUUCUCUCUCUUUCUCCCUCUCUCUCUCUCUCUCUCCCUCUCUCUCUCACUCUCUCUCUCUCUCUCUCUCUCUCUCUCUCUCUCUUUCUUCUCUCUCUCCCUCUCUCUCUCUUUCUCCCUCUCUCUCUCUCUCUCUCUCUCUUUCUCUCUCUCUCUCCCUCUCUCUCUCUCUUUCUCUCUCUCUCUCCCUCUCUCUCUUCUCUCUCUUUCUCCCUCUCUCUCUCUCUCUCUCCCUCUCUCUCUCACUCUCUCUCUCUCUCUCUCUCUCUCUCUCUCUUCGUCUUCAGCCAAACAAACCUUCAACUUUGAGGAGUACAACUUCUCCCAGUCCACCCUGGAGCAGGUACGUCCUCCAUCAUGGUUUUGAUUUCAGAAGGUCUGAGGUUCGAGAGGAAGAAGAAGAAGAAGAAGAAGAAGAAGAAGAAGAAGAAGAAGAAGAAGAACCCUCUGACUGAAUUAGAAACAUUUAACUAGAAGUAAAUUAGAAAAUUAAAAAAUACACUUUUGAAACCUGGAGCUUUUGAAAGACGCCGCCGGUUUACCUCAUGACCUUCUCACCGCCCAACCCCUCGGUUCUGGAUCCUGGUGUAGAAUCAAACCCGUCCUCUCGUUUGUCCCGCAGGUCUUUAUGGAGUUCGCCAAGGAGCAGGAGAACGAGGAGGACGAGAUCGGCUCCCUCAGCACCACCUUCCAGUGGCAGCGCCUCCGUCAGGACGGUCCGGUCUCCGUCAACCACACGGACAGCAUCGUUCACCAGCUCUAAACCCGAGACGCCGACAGGCCGGUGACUGACCGGCUCUGAACCCGUCCUGACCGGGUCACGCCAGCACUCCUACACCACACCCGACCACGGGACCACGGACGUGGGUGGAGGCUCGCACACACUGGGGCCGACUGUGUGUGUGUGUGCGUGCGUGUGUGUGAGGGCCCCUUUUGUGCGGCUCUGAGGUGUGCAUGUGUGUAACUCCGGUCCACUGCUGCUCCGUGUUUUCUGAAGCGCACUGACGGAGGGUCCGAGGGUCUUUCUGAGGCGACUCCUGCUCCUCCUCUUUUUAACGGUGUCGUUUUUUUAUCCUCCUCCUCACAGGCGGAGAAACGGUGUACAGAAAAAAAACUAUAAAAAAACAGAUAAUAUAUUCUACUGAAGCUUUAUAACCCUCCACAUCCAUCCGUCAUCCAUCCGUCAUCCAUCCGUCAUCCAUCCGUCAUCCAUCCAUCCACCCUCCUCCUCUCCACUCGGCGUGUUUUCUCUCGUCUCUUCAGAUGUUUCCGUGUUUGUUAAACGUUUUUUUUCUCCGUCCAGAUCGAACCAAAGCAGCACAUCUCUGACACACACACACACACACACACACACACACACACACACACACACACACACACACACACACACACACUCCUCACACUGACACUGAAACGUUCCCUUACUUUGUGUGUGUUUGUGUGUUUGUGUGUGUGUGUAGCAUGUGUGCACUCAUGUUUGCGUUAUAGUUCAGAGAAGAAGAAGAAGAGCAGAGCGAGGAGGAGGUGGGAGGAGCGUCCUCGUCUGGCUCCUCCUCUUUACUGGGGGGGGUCUCCUCCUCAUCGACACCAGCACGCACAUCUUCAACAUCCAGACCCGGUUUUUACCACAACCCCCCCAGGACUGAGUGUUCGGCCUCCUCGCUCUAAGGGAGCUCUGUGAUUGGAGGAGAGGCGGUCCGUCAGGUUUGAGGAGGAGGGUCCGGACCCCCCCUGUUGAAUAUGCACACACACACCAGUUCAUGUAGCACACUGCCCUCCUCGGACCCCCAGAGUCUCAGACUGGACCGUUUGGAUCCGGAUCGGUCUGAGCAGAACUUUUCAUAUCAGAGUUUUUUGAAUGUAGACUCGGAGGGUUCGGAACGGCGGCGGGGGCGGCGACCUCCCCGCUGACGACGACGUCACCGCGUCACUUUGGUGCCACUUUUAUCCACAGAUGUGUUUGUUGACUCUAUUUAGUGUGUGUGUGUGUGCGUGUGUUUAUUGUGUUGUAAAUACCGUGUGUACGUCUACGUACGGUGGCCGAGAACUGCCAAUGCUGCGAAUAAAAAAAAAAAAAAAAAAAAAAAAAAGUCACAACGGAAGUUACCGAUGCAAAUAAAAGAAACUAAAGCCCACUGCAAAAAAAACCAGGGAAAUAAAAAAAAUUUAAAAAACAAAAUGGAAGUUACAGAUGCAAAAAAAAAAAAGAAACCGAAACCUGCUGCAAAUAAAAAAUGAAACAGGGAGAUUUAAAAAAAAAAAUAAACAGUGGAAGUGGAAAAAAGUGCAGAAAAAAAAAAAAGCUAGAUGAAAUAAAAAGCCACAAAGAAAGUGGCAGCUCACUUCUGUUGUGGCUUUUUUUUUUUGGCAUCCUUUUAUUUUCACAGUAAGUAACUUUUUUUUAUUGCAUCGCCACUUUUUUUGCAUCAUUAACUUUUGUUGUGGCAUUUUAUACAUUUUUUUAUCUGCACUGUUUCUUUUUUUAUUUGCAGCGGGCCUUGUUUUUUUUUUUUAAUCUGCAGCAGUAACUUCCGUUGUGACUCUUUUUGUUGUUUUUUUUAUUUGCUGCACGCUUCGGUUUCUUUUAUUCGCGUCGUUAACUUCCGUUGUAACUUUUUUUUUGUGUUCUUUUUUAAUUUUCAUCAGUGGCAGUUCUCGGCCUCCGUAUCUACAUUAUCUUAUAUUUGUACAUGCAGGUGCGUUGUUUGUGCAAUACUCUCAGCAAACCGUCAAAUUGUAAUAUUUUGACAUUCGGGGGGGAGGGGGCGUGGUCAAAGGGAAUUAAAGGUUAAUGAAUUUAGUAGUUUAUUGAAUUAAAUUUUGUGUUUGAUUCUGAUCGUAAAUAAAGUGAGGGGAGCAGACUUUAACUAGAACAGGAGGACGAUAAUUGGACGAUGUGACGGUUCAGGAGGUGCGUUUCUUUUGACCACCUGCACAGAUGAAAACACCGUCCUGAGGAGAAAGUUUUUGUUCUGUGUCGGUUUUUUCAUUCUCACUUUUCUUUCCUGUUUUCAUGAACCGAGUCUGAGCUGGUUCAUCAAAAAUCAGAGACGUUUGAAAAGUCGUUUCCACCGCAGACAUGAGAAACUUCAGAGAGGAUCCCGGUGCCCCGGUUUAAAUGUGAAAACCUGAGUGUGUUUCUGCACACGUGUAGCCUCGCUCUCUGACAUGAAGCUGAACGUGUGGAGGAGCGUCUCCUCUGUUUUUUUAGGGUUUCUGAUUUAACAGAAUAAAUCGACUCUGUUUUUAUUGGAGGGAUUUCUUCACUCUGUCACCCCGGUUCAUUCAUUCAUUCAUUCAUGUGUUUUUGUUUUCUGAAGCCUCAGUUUUAGUCCCAUGUAGCUCCUCAAACAGCAUCAGCUUCUCUGCACUCGUCCAGAUCUAAAAACAUUUCACCUGAACUGAAGAAACCAGAAUCUUUUUUCGCUCUGAGAAUUAAAAAAAGGAGAAUUUCGAAGCUGGUUUCAAGAUUGAGGAGGUUUCAUUCGAUUUUCCUGGUGGUGGUUUAUUUGCACUAUUUCUGGGAAAUUUUAUAACUUUAUUUCUAUUAUGCAAUCUUUGUAAGAUUCUCCGUGCACUGAUUUAAGUUUUUUAAAGAGUGUGGUUUCGCCCUGUUUAGCCGUUUUUUCCUCCUGUAUCGCCCGCAUGUCUGGAUGGACACUCAUCAUUAAUGAACCCUGAGACCUUUUCAUGAAUAAAUGUUAAUUCAAACAAC
Molecule: messenger RNA, 20643 nt
Organism: Xyrichtys novacula (pearly razorfish)
Lineage: Eukaryota; Metazoa; Chordata; Actinopteri; Labriformes; Labridae
Source: the annotation of a GenBank genome assembly